Symbiodinium natans is the source of this 300-nucleotide messenger RNA. The record is from the annotation of a GenBank genome assembly. NCBI's taxonomy places the organism in Eukaryota, Dinophyceae, Suessiales, Symbiodiniaceae.
AUGGUGCGUGCAAUUCUCCUCCUGCAAGCUGCGAUGUGGAUGGUAGCAGACCAUGCUGCAGCCAUGCCGACAGGAGUGCCGGAGUUGUGCCAGAAUGAGGUUUCUUGCCAGCUUCCGGCCGCUGCCGGUGAUGAGAUGUCGAUCCUGCAAGCGGAGGUCAAUGCAGACUUCAAGCCCGAGAAAGUUGCGAAGAAGCUGCAGGAAAAAAAGGCGAAGAAGGAGAAGAAACAGCAGACCCGGAAGCGAGGUCUCAAGAAGUUCCUGAAGCAUUCAUGGAAGCACAGGCUCAGUGAUGCGUGA